This is a messenger RNA of Humulus lupulus (European hop), 1512 nucleotides long. RefSeq lists its product as uncharacterized. Gene Ontology annotation, biological process: transmembrane transport. The record is from RefSeq and is a predicted model, not a curated record. The coding region runs from base 169 to 1197 and encodes 342 amino acids. Lineage: Eukaryota; Viridiplantae; Streptophyta; Magnoliopsida; Rosales; Cannabaceae. Gene Ontology annotation, molecular function: transmembrane transporter activity. The transcript is spliced from 11 exons. Gene Ontology annotation, cellular component: membrane.
AUCUACCGGUCAUAAGAUUUAGAAAGGUCAGCCGAGUGGUCAAUUCACUGAAAACGAGCACAAAAAGAACACCCUCUUGUCAUUUCUCCUCUCCUAUCUGGGACUACAAAUCGAUCAAAAAGUGACACUGUUCCCUUUAGAGAGGGUGAUAUUUAUCAGAGCUUCGGUAUGAACUGGUCUGUGUUUAACAGCAGCUGGUGGAGAAACCAUGAAACUAAAAAAACCUUGUACCUCUUGUUCUUGGGUCAGGUGGUCUCCUUCACUUUAGCUCUUAUGAGUUUCACUUCAUCUCUGAUUGCCACUUUAGGCGUGGAUGCGCCUCUAACACAGAGCCUUUUUGUUUACUUGAGUUUGGGCUUGGUUUAUGGAAGCAUCUUGCUGUAUAGGCGCCAGGGGUUACGGGUCUCUUGGUAUUGGUAUUUCCUAUUGGGGCUUGUUGAUGUUCAAGGGAAUUAUUUUGUUAACAAAGCAUACCAAUUCUCAUCAAUUACUAGCGUGCAAUUAUUGGACUGUGGAACUAUAGCAUGGGCCAUAGUUUUAACAUGGAUCUUCCUAGGCACUCGAUAUUCCUUAUGGCAACUCUUUGGUGCAGCCAUAUGUGUGGUGGGUCUUGUUUUGGUGCUCUUCUCUGAUUCAGGAGUGGGUGGUGGAGGUGGCUCAAGACCUCUACUUGGCGACACACUUGUCAUUGUGGGGACUCUUUUCUUUGCUAUGAGCAAUGUUGGGGAGGAAUUUUGUGUAAAGAAGAAAGAUCGUGUUGAAGUAGUUUCCAUGAUUGGUGUCUAUGGAUUUCUAGUGACUAUUUGUGAGAUACCUUUUAUAGAGCUGAAGAGUUUGGAGUCAGUCAGCUGGUCCACGAAUAUUGUAUUGGCUUUUGUUGGCUAUGCUCUUGCUGGCUUUAUGUUCUACACAGUCGCUCCCUAUGUUCUCAAGCUAAGUGGUGCUACAAUGUUCAACCUCUCAAUUCUCACUGCCGACAUGUGGGCAGUUAUUUUUCGCAUCUUUUUCUAUCAUCAACAGGUCAAUUGGUUAUACUUUCUAUCUUUUGCAGUUGUAGCUAUUGGGCUCAUCAUAUACUCAUUAACUGAAAGGGACCCUGAUCCUUUACCUUCUAUGGAGAAUGGAAAUGCUGAUGUUCAGUACCAAGUACUUGCCGAUGAAAAUGUUGUCACCAGGAAUGAGUCUUUGGCUGCAUGAUGAACACAGAAUUUCCAGUAGUCUUAUAUCUGAACUUGAUUCUGUAAUUAUAGCUGUUCUAUAGACCAUAGUAAUUAUUGGGCAUUUAUAAUAAGAUCUUUGAUUCUUCCACAGAUUGAUUCAAGCUUUUGAGGAGAUUAGAUUCUUUUUUUACCUCAAAAUUAUGCAAGUUCAGAGUUCACAAAGAUAAGUAGAAAUAAAGUGUUGUAAUUCUUAGUUCUAAUUCUGAACUUGAUUAUCUCAGCUAUAAACUGGCUUGCGUGUCUUGUAUAACACUAUGAUUUAUAAAAUAAAUUUGUAAAGAUUGGCAAACUA